Molecule: messenger RNA, 3557 nt
Organism: Pocillopora meandrina
Lineage: Eukaryota; Metazoa; Cnidaria; Anthozoa; Scleractinia; Pocilloporidae
Source: the annotation of a GenBank genome assembly
AUGGCGUCUUUGCAGUUAUUUGAUAAUUUCGGGUUCUUUUCAUCUUGUGGACGUAAUAUUCUUGUGGGAAUCUCCAUUGGCUUGGGAAUUGGGAUAGGAAUAGGUGCUGGAAUGGCUGCUUCAAGGAAAUGGCUUGCUGUGAGAAAGGAAGAACAAAAUAUUGUCGUUCAGCUCACUGAGGUGAGGGACGAAAUAAGAGAACUUCGUUGUAUAGUGGUUAGACUUGAAGUAACCCUCACUGAAGGGAAAAAUAAACGAAAUGUACCACUGAAGAAUGAACUAUCUCGAGUGACUGUACAAAGUGAUGAGGAGACGGAAGACGAAUAUUUUGAAAUGUCCGGGGAAGAACUUUCCUCCAGGUACAGUGUAAAUAUGUUUUUUAUCUCUCUGACUGGUAAUGCGACUUACAAUUCGAGCGAACUUUAGAGAGGAGGUGAUAGGUGACAAUUUUUAUAGCCCUACAAUAGCUGUGAAAUAAAACGACAAAUAGGAAUGCAGAUCAUAUUUUGACAACGUUGUGUCUCAAAAUAUGAAUUGUUGGGCUUUGUAACAUAAGCCAGGCUUUUUACCCAUGAAAAACGGAUUACACAUAUAUGCUAGUUUAGUUGCUUGAAACUGCUAGCCUUUACCUGUUAAAAAAACUCUGUGGUCUAUUCAUGGGGCGAGUGGCCCAUACUGCCAGAGCUUGUCCUAGCAAUUAAGACUGACUUGCCACUCACCCCUGGAUGGGAUUCUGGUUCUUCACAGGUUUAACCUCCCCCCCCUUGCACAUCAGGAUUUCAACAAGUUUCCCAAACUAUUCACUGGGUUAAUAUGAAAUGUGGGAAUAGAAUGUCUUUCCCAAGAACAUAACACAAUUGCUGGACCUUCUCAGGGCUAAAAUCUGGACCUUUUGAUCCAUACUCCAGUUUGCAAACCUAGAUAGCACUUCUUCAAAAUCAAUGGGAGGCUGAUCCAUCGCAGAUUACCUCCCUAUGCAUUGUCAGACUUUCCUGACAGUGUGGUGGUACCCAUUUAUACUCCUGGGUGGAGAGAGGUGCUGUGAGAAUUAAGUGUUUUGCCUAAAAACACACAUUAAGAUCUAAACCAAGAUUUUUUGACCCAGAGUCUAGAGUCGAGAGUUCAGUGGGCUAAUUUUCCUGCCACCACCUCUCUCUCCUCAACACAUUUGAUUUAACUGAUAUUUCAUUUUGUGGCAUUACAUCUAGUGCUUUGGACUUUGACCAUCUUAAAGUGAUCAUUGAUGAAGUAGACCAGCUACACUCCAAUAAUGAGACUGCAGCCAAGCAAAAAAUUCAUGGACUUCUACAUGAGUGUUUACAGGUCAGGGGUGUUAAUUGAAUGUUUAUUACAAAAUCAUAUACUUCAUUAGAUAAUAAAUAUUUUUAGUAGACUGAUAUAAUUUUGUAACCAUGAUUCACUCCUACAGAAACAUGAACACUGUGAAGUUAGCUGGAGAUAUGUAAGAUCUUGCUAUGAUAUUGCAACAAUGAAAGGAAAAAGUGGAGAUGCUGAUGGGAAAAAAAACAUGUUAUAUGAAGGUAUAGCCACUACCUAUAUGCUUGCCAUUUGAUUAUUAAAGUCAGCAAAUCAUGGGAGGGCAGCUUCCUGAAAAGUGUUCUUAAGAAAAUGCGGCACUACCUUCUGAUUGGUGUUCGGUACCAGACCAGCAUCUAUUAAUCAGUUGCCUCUGAAUUGCAUUUCAACCACUUAAGAUUCAGUUUCUUAUCAGAUGGUAAUACUCUGUAAAAUUUACCUAAUUGUUUUGGUGCUUCCAUGAAGCUUUGUUGUAAUCAUAUACAUUUGAUACCUUAAUCUGACAAACUGAAAAUUUGAAGGCAUUGCAGAGGCAAAGAAAGCAAUUCAACUGGACAAAAAAAAUCCAAAUGCUCACAAAUGGUAAGUAACUGAUUAAAACAUAAUUGCUCCUCAAUAUCUGGAUUUUCAUGUCUAUGUGAAGAACACAGUGUCUUGUAAGUUGCACAUACUUACCACACCCAAUAUUGUAUUUCUAAUUUUUUUUUAUAGGUAUGCAAUAAUUCUUGGAAGCACAACAGAAUAUAAAAGUUUACAAGAUCAGAUUUUGCUGGGCUAUGAAUACAAGGUAGAGGAAAAAAUAAUUAAAUUAGUUUUAAAGUAUUUGAACUUUGCACAGAUCUGAAUGCACUCACAUUAUCUAACCUUUAAUUUGAUGGUCAAAUUGUUUACAAACCUUUUUUUCUCGUUUUGUGUAGCAAUUUUUGAAGGACAUGGACUCCAGUGAUAUGAGAUAACUGUGUUAUUUUAUAGGAACAUAUUCAAGAAGCUAUUAAACUCAACAGGGAUGAUCCUGCUAACUAUCAUCUAUUUGGAAGAUGGUGUUUUGAGGUAACUUUGCAACUUAAAAUUGAAUUUUUUUCUGAUUUUUUUCUCAUUCAAGAUCUGUCUGAGCUUUAAUAAAACUGAAUUCUAUUUCAGAUUUCUAUGUUGUCGUGGUGGCAGAGGAAAGCUGCCUCAGCAUUUGUAGCUGAACCUCCAUCAUCAUCUAUUGACGAGGCUCUUCAAAACUUUCUUAAGGUCAGCCUUUGAAACAGGAACUCACACUAAACUUUGCUUGAAGAAUAUUAACUUAAAUUAAAAUAGGUUUUAAUUUUAGAAGAUUAGAAACCAUUAAUAGAGGAGUUUAUUCCAGUUUUCUGUGCAUGAAGUGACCAGGAGUCUUGUUACUCCUCCUUAUUAGCAGAGUGGAGAGUGGCACCGAGAAAGUAAAGUUUUUUAAGUUUCUUACUCGUACACAGUCAACACAGAUGACCUGGCCUUGGCUGGAAACUAGACAUUUUGAAUUGGGGUCAAGCAUACUGAAUAUUUGGCAUUUUCCUUUAUAUUACUUUUAUUAUUACCAAAGAACAACUAGAGAUUUUUUUGUUUGAUUUUACAUGACUCUCUUUUAUUAUCUAACUGAUUGCCUUUUUCCAGGCUGAAGAUCUCCAGCCGGGAUUUUGGCUGACAAAUUCGUUUUGGAUCGGAAAGGUAAUAAAUUACAAGCUAAUAAAAGCUGUGUUCUUAUCUGUCAUCUUAAGUUCACGUUAAUUGAUCUUCGUGAAGAGAAAAGAGAAACAUUGCAACACAUUUCUUAAGACCUGUACUCGGGAUCUCAAAUGGUUCGAGCAACUUUCUACGCAAAGAAUCCAUUUCUACAUAGAAUACAUUCGAAUAUUCCAAAGCAUUUUACAAGUUUUUCCUUCAUAGUGUUACAAACAAAAUGGAGAUGUACCAAAGGCGAAAGAAUGGUUGAAUAAAGCUCUCUCGCUUCCAGUCUCCAGUGAUGACGUAAGUAGAACAGAACAACGACUCUUUGUUACUUUCUGCUUUUCUCAUCAUUUAACAAAAAACCGCACCACUGUCGUUGUUUCCACAAUUGAAAGAGAAGCCAAGUUAGAAUUUCUACUUUGGAAUUCAUUGAAGCCAGAACUCAAGAAAAAAAACUUUAGACUCGUGAAUGUUUUAAGUGUUAUUCUAAAAUUCCUUUUCUACGAUUUCUACGAUGAUGGAUGCUUUCAUUGAACCAAACAAACGAU